Molecule: messenger RNA, 1988 nt
Organism: Acanthochromis polyacanthus (spiny chromis)
Lineage: Eukaryota; Metazoa; Chordata; Actinopteri; Pomacentridae
Exons: 3
Coding region: 212-1243 (343 amino acids)
Molecular function (GO): serine hydrolase activity
Source: RefSeq, a predicted model, not a curated record
GUUCACGGAGUACUGCAGGAGUGAAAGGGGCGGUGAGAGCCGGUGGAGGGAAGGCGGUGCUCUCUCUCUUUCUCUCUCCACCGUCACUUCUUCCACAUCCAGGGCGAUCCGUUGCUACAGCAGACCGGGCACCGUUGCACAUCUCACCGACACGUCCGCACUCGUUUUUCCAGACCGCUGGGAGGACCGGAGCGCAUUUAGACCCGUCAGAAUGGGAAACCUGCCGCUCUCCACAGGUCUCUUCAAAACUGAUACAACCACAUCCGAUCAAGCCAGCAGUGAGAGGCUUGAAGCCAGAAAGAUCAGCCAUGGCAUAACUUACUAUUGCACAAAGUUGUCUGGGGCAGUGGACCACACAGCAGCUGUCCAGACUACACAAGUGCCUUGCCCUCUGUCGUCCCUUACACCCUCAGCUCUGCCCCUCAGUGACUCCUCUUCUGGAGUUGCUUCCUCAUCUCCACUGCUCUCAGAUUCACCUUCACACACACCUGUCUCCUCCCAAAACCAGUCACAUUCUACCUCCACUAGCCGCCCUCUUCUUGUUUUCUUCUCCUGGCUCGGUGCCCGGCCGGCAGCGGUGGCCAAAUACAGGGACCUGUACCUGGACCGGGGCAUGGAUGUCCUCCUGGUGCAGAGCCGUGUGAUGCACUUCUUGUGGCCUCGAUGGGGGCUCGACUAUGGGCUGGAGAUUUUAAACGUCCUUGAGGAGCCUCAGUUCUCACAGAGGGCAGUGCUGGUCCACGCCUCCUCCAUCGGCGGCUACACUUUCACCCAGAUACUCACCCACAUUGCUCAAGGGCCAAAUAAACACUCAGACCUGGAGCAGAGAGUGAUAGGACACAUCUAUGACAGCUUGGUGGUCGGCUCUCUGGAGCACAUGGCAGUAGGCCUUGGAAAGACUCUAAUGCCCCGAAUAGAGGGCUUCAUCAGAAACACCGCCAUGCUUUACUUCUGGCUUUUCAAAACCCACACAGCAAACUUCUAUGAAAACAGCAUCCAAGUUUUCCACAACAGCCCAGUUACUGCACCGGCACUCUUCUUCUUCAGUGAAAAUGAUGCAAUGUGCAACUUUAUUGUCCUGGAAAGGGUGAUAGACUUGUGGAGGAAGAGGGGAGUGACUGUGGAGAGCAGGAAGUGGAAGGAGUCGAUACACGCAGCCCACAUGCGAUGCCACCCAGAAGACUACCUCUCCACUCUGCAACACUUUUUGGAUUCAUUACCCGUUCCCCCCAUUAAAUCCUAAAUGAGAAGUAAAAGUGUGGCUUGACUACAUUUCCAAACUUCUUCAUGUUUUAUGAUUUGAAAGCGAGCACACUUUGGUUAAUUUAUCCUCCAGCUGUCAUGUUUUACUCCACCAAGGAAUGCGGUGGAGUUAUGUGAUGAUUGGCGUUGCUUUGUUUGUCUGUCAGUGCACAACAUUACCCAAAAAACGGACCAGCGGAUUUGGAUGAAAUUUUCAGGAAAAGUCAGAAAUGACAAAAGGACCAAGUGAUUAGAUUCCAGCAGCAAUGCAGCUUAUAGUCUGGAUCCACAAUUUUUUUUAAAAAAAUUCAGUAUCAUUGCAAGAUAGCAGCAUGGUGUCACUGUAACUAUGACAACAAGUGAACACUACGUCAGCUGCCGGCUGACGAUCACGAUUGCGAUUCUACUACAAAUUGACCGCUGCGAACCACAAAUUUUUCAGCAUUUCAUCCGUCGGAAAUCAUAGGACUGAGCAGCCUUGGCAGAGUACUGCGCUUUCUGAGUGCUUUUCUUUUUAGGAGUGUAAAUAAUGGGAUGAAUGUGCUUUUCUCUCUGAUUAAACAUUCUUAAUUUGAUUUUAACCACUGUUACAAAGUUAUUUAUUAUAUUACUGAGGGUGUUUAUGUCAUGUGACGCUUGUUUUGCACAUUAACUAACAGCAAAUGUUGCCUAAUAAACUGUUGUAACUCUUAUCGGAUGUGUAAGUUCAGCAGACUACAUGAAAUAAAGCUCAGUUGUGAAUUGAA